This is a messenger RNA of Pomacea canaliculata, 9899 nucleotides long. RefSeq lists its product as uncharacterized. Bases 1404 to 5534 code for a protein of 1376 amino acids. The record is from RefSeq and is a predicted model, not a curated record. Gene Ontology annotation, biological process: transmembrane transport; monoatomic ion transport. The transcript is spliced from 10 exons. Lineage: Eukaryota; Metazoa; Mollusca; Gastropoda; Architaenioglossa; Ampullariidae. Gene Ontology annotation, molecular function: monoatomic ion channel activity. Gene Ontology annotation, cellular component: membrane.
GUCCAGUCGUACAAAUCGGUGGCAGAGUGCGGUCUGCCCAGCACGUGGAAGCUGCUCGACAUCGCCGAAACACGCGGCACUCGGAGCUCUCUAGCGCCAGUGGUCGAACCGCAAGUACGCCGAGGCAAGUCGACCGCUGUCUCCAGGCCCGCCAGCCAGCCAACCGCUCCUCCCGCUCCUCCCGCGCUCUGCAAGAGCCCCGCAUAGUGAUUCCUCGCCCAGCUCCUUCACUCCCCGGAUGAUGAUGAUGAUAUAUGUUCGAUUGGUGCGGACGGGGAACAAGAAGGACGUACCUCCCAAGCACGGGAUCUUCGUGUCGCAGGCCUUGUUCAUCUAACGAGCAGAACGAGGUGUUGUCGGCGUCCGUCGUCAAGUCCCGAGAGAAACCUGCGCCAAGGGACUAUUUGUCGUGGGAGGGAUGGUGUGCGCGCGUGCGUGCGUGUAUGUGUGUGUGUGAAUCACAGAAAGGCUACACCGAAGGAUUCCGUUUUCAGACCUGACCUUGCGGUUUGUACCGUGGCUGUGCAGGAGGGUAUGUCUAUCUACAUUCGACUGACCGAGAUCGUGUUCGUAAGCAUUUGAUUUUUGUGUCGUAGUGACCUCAAAAGACACCAUGGUUACAGUCAAUGUUUAACGACUGUAAAAAAUUGACUAUGCACUUUUAAUGACAUCGUUUUGGCUAUUCUUUUAAUGUAUUCUGGUGGAGAAAAUAGUCCUCCCCAAAACGGUGAUGGAUGUCAGAGGAGGUUGAAGCAACAGUUAGCGUGUCUACGCCGCACGGCAACAUGGAAGUGCAGGGAGCACAGUGGAUCUCCCUGUGCACGUGCUAACAUGCCAAGGACAUAACCACUUCUCGAGCUGUUGAACUUUUGCUGCGCGUCUGCCAGUGCUAAGAAGCAACUACCCCUCCGCUCCUCUCAUCCAUUCAGCCCCUCCCAGACACAAGAGGCAAGGCGUACACGUCACUGCUCCCAUAAUACUAUGCAUGUGCGUUCGAUCAUCGUAAGUGCGAAACGCUAGCGAGGAGGGGAAGAGGACAUUGACGUUUGAGCGUCGAUGAAACGACUCCACCUGCGCUGGUCGAUGAUGCGGAACGGGUGGCUACGGGACGUGUGUUUUGCGCGUGCUGUCGUUCACGGAAUGUACCGCGGUUGUGGUCGGGUGGCGGAGUGGAGUCAGGAGAACUGCUCUACACCCGAGUCUUCACAAAAAUAGGAGACUCGUCGUUUGGCUGCAGAAUCCCUCAUCUCGCUGCGGCUUCCCUACCUGCACACGUCAUAAACCCGACUUUUCUCCAGUCCUCGCACACCUGAAGAAAAGGGAGAACUGCAUUCCCUAGUCGACCUUUAUCCACUAAUACAACAUUCAUCCCCGUUGCCAAGGAUAGAUAAAGGGACGUCACCAUGGCCAGUAGCCCUUCAGUACGUACCCGGGACCUUCCACCCGCCUUUAGCACGGAGCCGCCUGGUCCUCCUUCAGCUUCUCACCUACCUUCGUCGGCCUACCCUCAUCCUCUACCCCUCCCACCCAUGCGGACUGACGACGACGAUGGUAGCUCAACAGGCGACGACGACUCGGCGGCCCUCGUCACACCGCUGUCGUCUCCCCUGAUCCGGCGGGACAGCGCCCGUGGACGGUCCAAAGCACAGCAACAACCACAACAACAGCCAUCUGACGACUGCAGCGUGGUAACUGCUGCUGCUGCACCGGCCCCGGGAGGCGGGGGCGUAGGCGGGGGCGGACACGCUGGCCCCGCUUCAAGCCUGGCCGGCAUCUUGGGCUCUGGCAUCGCCGGCUUGAGCAGCGUGCUGAGCUGCAGCGUCGGCGGUGGCGGUAGCGUUGCUGUCAGCGCGGGCAGCUCCUCCAGCGGCAGCGGCGUUUUGGCGGGCAGCACUGCUGCAGCGGGAGGAGGGUCAGAGCACGGCAUCGUAGGCCACCAUCACCACCACCGAUCGCUGCGUCGCCAAGGGUCAACUUCGUCCGCCUCCUCUCCGCUGCUGUCCCGUAGAAAGCCGUCCCUCUCCGACAAGAACGGUAGUGGCGGGGGUGGCGGCAACGGUGGCGGCAGCGGCGGCGGCGGAACCACCAGCAGCAGUAGUAGCAGCAGCAGCAGCAGCACUAACGCCACCGGUGUCGCGCUUCCUAUAAGCACUUCAUCCCUCCCGUCCCCUCGAUUGCAGCGCUCGGAUUCCGUCAAGUACUGUAAGGCGGCCAAUGGGAGCGCCCCCCGCGCCACCCCCUCUGCAGGCAGCGGAGGUGGCGGAAGCGGUGGAGGCAGUGCGCACCUUAGCAUGCACCCGAGUGGUGCCACCCCACCCAGACCGUCGCGUCGCGUGCCUAGUCUUAAACUCAAACGCUUCAAUGUCGUUGCGAGGGCCGCGGCGGCAGCUGAGAAGCAGCUCAAACUACAGCAACAACAGCAACGGGAUACAGGUACAGGGGAAGACGACGGCGGCGGCGGUGGCGGCUGCGACUCAAGCGCCACCUCCGGCGUGGGUACUCAGUCAGCAACAACUACUUCACCGACAACAGCCACUUCUACCACCACUACCGGAAAUGCAAUCACCAAGUUGGCUGGGGAUGGCACCCCUUUCUUGCUGCAGGUCGGCAGCAGCCCUCGCACUAAUCCCUCUAUAACUAUAACAUUAGACUCUGAUUCGGACUCAGUAUACAGUGACUACUUGAGCCCAGAGAUAAACUAUCAAAACAAUGUGAAGGUACAGUUUCUAGGCGACGAGACGAGCCUGUACGGAACCCCUAAGGAGGAACUGGUACCGGGACCAACCGAAAUGCAUUCCAUGGCCGAGCAAAAGCCCUCCCCGACGUCCUACCUGAAGGACCAGAUCCUGACCUUCUUCCAGCCAUCAGACAACAAGCUGGCCAUGAAGCUCUUCGGCAACAAGAACGCCCUCAUGAAGGAGAAGAUGCGACACAAGAGUGUCGGCAACUGGGUCAUUCACCCGUGCAGCAACUUCAGAUUUUACUGGGACCUGUUCAUGCUGGUUCUGUUGAUCGCAAACCUCAUCAUACUGCCCGUGGCCAUAUCCUUCUUCAACGACGAUUUGAGCACGCACUGGAUUGUCUUCAACUGCAUGUCGGACACAGUCUUCUUCCUGGACAUCGUCAUCAACUUCAGGACUGGUAUUAUAUUGAACGAUUUCGCGGACGAAAUCAUACUGGACCCUAAACAAAUAGCAAGACAUUAUAUAAAAAGUUGGUUUUUCCUCGAUCUCCUGAGUAGUAUCCCGAUGGACUAUAUUUUCUUAAUGUGGGACUCUGAAGCCAACUUCAGUCAGCUUUUCCACGCAGGUAACGAAGGACGUAUGGACGCGUCUCCAUACUGGCAAGGGAGAGCCCUUCGAAUGUUGAGGCUUGCCAAGCUCCUGAGUUUGCUGAGGUUGUUAAGGCUGUCCAGACUCGUGCGAUACGUGCAGCAGUGGGAGGAGACGUCACAGUUCCUAGCCAUCGCCGGCAAAUUCAUGCGCAUCUUCAACCUCAUUUGCCUCAUGUUCCUGCUGGGCCACUGGAACGGCUGCCUGCAGUUUCUCGUCCCCAUGCUGCAGGACUUCCCCAAGGCGAGCUGGGUGGCGAUCGAAGAGUUGCAGGAUGCCCACUGGGCGGAGCAGUACACGUGGGCACUGUUCAAGGCGUUGUCCCACAUGCUGUGCAUCGGUUACGGUCGCUUCCCGCCACAAAACAUGUCCGACACCUGGCUCACCAUCCUCAGCAUGCUCAGUGGCGCCACCUGCUAUGCGCUAUUUUUAGCUCACACCACCACACUCAUUCAGUCCUUCGACACCUCACGACGACUCUACAACGAAAAGUUCAAACAGGUGGAGGAGUACAUGAUCUACCGGAAGUUACCCCGGAGUCUGAGGCAGCGCAUCACUGACUAUUACGAACAUCGUUACCAGGGCAAAAUGUUUGACGAGUUCACCAUCCUUUCCGAACUCAACGAGUGUCUGCGUCAUGAAGUGGUUAACCACAACUGCCGGUCUCUCGUGGCCUCUGUGCCGUUCUUCACAAACGCAGAUCCAUCGUUUGUGUCUGAAGUGGUGAGCAAACUGAGAUUCGAGGUGUACCAGCCCGGUGACUACAUCAUAAGAGAAGGCACGAUGGGUACCCAGAUGUACUUCAUUCAGGAAGGCAUCGUGGACAUAAUCACAGCUGAUGGAGAGGUGGCCACUAGCCUUUCAGAUGGCUCGUACUUCGGAGAAAUCUGCUUGCUGACGAACGCUCGACGUGUGGCCAGCGUCAGGGCGGAGACGUAUGUCAAUCUUUACUCGCUCUCCGUCGAACACUUCAACGACGUCCUCGAGCGCUAUCCGCUCAUGCGCAGAACUAUGGAGUCGGUUGCUGCGGAGCGUCUAACCAAGAUCGGAAAGAACCCGAGCAUCGUGUCCAGCAGGGCCGACUUAGAGGAGGACCAGAAGAUGGUCAACGAGAUCGUCAUGGAGUCGACACCAAUACCGACUUCAGCCAGCGAAGACGAGGAUCGAGACUCUGAUGAAAGUUCUGACGGAAGCAAGCAGAAGAAGAGGCCGUUCAAGUUUGACUUCUCGUCGCGCCUUCAUAAGAUUUCGGAAGAAAAGAAGUCGAGGUCAAAGGAGAACCUCAAGGACCGAGACCUCAUAGACCUCGAUGACCAUAAGCACAGUCACAUCUGGACCAAGUUGCCGAAGGUGUACUCUGGCUCCAACCUCUUCGGUCUACGCGUUCCUAAUUUCCCCGAGAGGAAGAGAUCAGGGAGCGUGGGUGACGCCUAUGGAAUUUCCGCGACUCCUCGACAGGACAGCAUCGAAGAAGAAGGCAGCCAUCCACAAGAGCACCGGCCAGACGAGAAGAGGAGAGCCAGUUUUCUGAGCAGCAGAAUCUUCCGGUCCGCUUUCGACCAGAAGGAAACGAGGCCUAGGAGGCUGCGAGACACAAAGGCUUUAAGCCAGGACGAUCCGUCUUCAGGCUCCUUCGACUCUGGGAUGCGUUUUUUGACUGUUCCCGGCGAGCCCGACCAGAGCACCAGAGACUCGAAGGAAACCGGAACCUUCUCAGUUCCCUCAUCCCCUGCCAAGAAGUCUGGUUCCUUCUUGCGGGGAAGAGGGUCAGGUGACCGUCCGAAAAGCGUAGCGGAGAUUCUGGUGGAGAGCGUCACCAACGAAAUGGGCAUCAAGCGCGACCAGCCGGCGCUGCUUCCGGUGGUGACGGCUUGUGCGGCGGUGGUGCCCCCAACGGCAACCUCAACCAUUACGCCCUCAACCUCUGCCGGCACCUCCACCUCGGUGAGCCUGAUGAGCGAAGCAGCGGGCUUUGGUCCCCCAUCAGUCUCCACCCCGAAAUCCACCUCCGCCCCAACACUUUCGACGCCGACCUCAAGCCCCUCAACUCCAGGGCCAGUCACCACUGCUAAGCAAGGGGAGAGAACACGAACUGAGCCACGAGUUACAUUCUCUAACACAGCCUCGGUAGUCACAGUCGGUGACAGCCCUUGUACCGAGAAAAGACUCUCGGACAAAAGAAAAACUGAUAGCAAUGUCUGAUAUUUAUCCAUGACUUUUGUUUAGGGGUUUGUUUGUUUGUUUUAUUUUUUGUUUGUUUCUUUGUGUUUUUUUUUUUUUUUGCCUUUCUUGAUUAUUAAAGUCGUAAUUAGAUUUUAGACUACACCAUGCCGUUUCCACUUGUAGAUUUGAAAAAAAGCAAGAGUUGAACACCCAGAACCCAAACGGAUUUCUGUAUGCACCCGAAAAGAUUUAUUGUUGGUGGUUGGUCACAUGCACCGAUCCGAACCAUGACUGCACUAGCUUUACACGCAGCUCACGGCAUCGUUACAUGAAACAACAUCAACAUCCCUGAACGAGGACAGAUUUGCAUCUUUCAGACACACGGUUCGUUUCUGCAUGUACCAUUAACAGAAUAUUUUUUUUCAAGGCAACUUGUAUGGAAAUAUUCUUAGGACGAAAAUAAAUAAAAGGUAACAAUGUCAACAUGUUCAUGUUUUUGGGGGCGGAUCGGAAACAGGUCUGAUGCAGCCAGCUGCAGUAAAAGUUGAAAGUAAACAGAGGACAGUGCAAGUCUAUGCAAAAGGAACAUUCGGAACAAUAGGAUUGUUACUGUGGAGGUUGUCCUCGUCAUGAAGAACGCUCGGUUAACAAUCACGGCUAAGUCAAAGUAGUUAGGACUUGUUCUUUUCGUUUUCAAAACAGGUGAUGGUGCGUGCGAGUAUGUAUUUAUGUAUUCAUAAAUGUAUUUGAAUGCUGUGGGAAUGUAUGUUCUGAGAUAAAAAUGCAUGGGAAAGAUUCCUCGAAUUAGGAGGUGGUGAGGGGGAAGAAGAUGAAGUUCGAGCGUACAUGAUGGAAAUGAUGCAGAUGGAACUGCCCUCUGUUUGAAACAUCCUCGUUGAUUGUUAAAGAACAUUUUUCCGACAAUCUCCUUCAAAUGUUUACUUAUUUAUUUCACAUAUAUGUAUAUAAUCGCUUCAGGAAACUGUAAAAAUUAAUAGUCGUCGGCUAUUACGUAUGAACCGUAAGAAAUAUGUUUGGUUCUCUUCAAUAUCAGUGACAGCUUUGAUGAUGCUUUGUUUCUUUUGUUAGUCUAGCUACAUCACCAAGCUUUAGUUUUUUUUUAAAAAAUCAGCGAGGUAGUCUCCAGGUUUGUGCAAGAUUUUGGAAAGUUGUGCAAUAUCCUUUGUUUAUUUUAUACCUUUAAUUGAUUUUUUUCAUAUCACCUUGAUUGAUAUUUCUCUAUGAACUCAAAGAUAGAUAACUGGCUUCUGGAUGUUUGGCAGAUCAGUUUUAUUCAAACACAUCAAUCUUUAGAGUAUCAAAAAGCAUCAUCACAUACAAAUAUACUCGAACUACAGCUGAAUGUGGCGGUAACCGUUAUAUAUGCCUCCGGGGAGAUAACUAAUUCUUGAUCCGACAGGAUGAACUUCAGAAAAAAUCUUAUGUCAGAGGCUUUUCAACCGGUUUUUUUAAAUACCCCCAAAAUCAAUUCAAACGAGUCCAGAUUAUUCAAGAAAAAUUUUCCAAGAGGAAUGCCAUUUCGCAGGCGGCACUCUGCAACCAAGAGAGAAUUAGUCAGCAUCGAAUAUUUAAUGCUGAUGCCAAAUGCUUUUUGUCCAUUGUAGCGAUCUGUGAAAACUAUUGAUUCUAAAGCUAUGGUCAUUUUUUCCAACUUUUUUUUAGCGAGCAAGAGUGAGAAAAAUAAUGAAAACAUAGUUAAUAAAGGGAGGUAAUGUAGUUGCAUAACUCGUCUUUCAUUCAAUGUGUGCGCUGUUUGUCUUACGAGCGUAAAUAGAACACAUGCACCUCUAUUUAUACUCAAACCAAACGAAAAUUAUGUAUACUUUUCAGAAAAAGUUCAGAUUUCGUCUCGGGACACUCUCUGUUCGCCGGGUAUUGCCGGUUCCUUACCUUCUUACUACCCUCACAAAAUGAACUGACCUUUAGGUUAAGACCCUUUCCCAUCAAAGUAACCAACCAAUGCAAGGAGAAACAAGUGCUGACACUAAGAUAAAUCUAAAAAAAAAUCACCUAGAAAUUACUUUGAUAGAACACAAAGCUGUGCUUGCGAGAGGUGUUGAGCCAGAAAAGCCAUGUCAAAGGCAGACAACUGUUAACAACACCUCAAUAUCAUGACCUGUCCAUUUCAAAGUAUUCUUCAGGACAAUGAUGUGCCUUACUGACUAAAUAAAAAAAAACGCUUUAAUUUAACCAAGUUAACAAAUCGAGAAAAAUGUUGCCGUAGGUGUCACUUGCGCCGGGAAAGUAUGUAUAACCAACAUUGCUACAAAUUUGUGAUUGAAAAAGGUUUUUUAAUGACAUUUCUGUAAGUUUUCAGAACUUGGCGGUGCGUGAACUCUCCGAUUUAGUGAGUGUUAUCAAUAGAGGAUUAGUGUCACCAUCAUGAAGCCCUUGCAACCAAGGUACGUUCGUUGGUUCCCAUCUUCGACAUGGAUCUGGCUGAUGUCUCGUGUUCAAGAAAUGGUGUUGGUUUGCAGGGCUUGAGAAAUCGCUGCUGGCUCAUGUAAGAAAAUAGUCGGCAUACUAACAAACUUUCAUAGUCUAGCACCAACAUAGCUUCAAUUUUUUAUCAUCUGAUCGUAAAAUUCUUCAAAAAAUCUCCCUCUUUCAUUUAAACUAGGGCUUUAAGUUUCACAACAAAUGGGCCAAGCACUCUUCUGCUCAAAGUCAUUGUCUUAAGAUAACCCUUGUUAACCUUCUUGUCUGUUUGUCUCAGCAAUCGUUUUCUUUUAAUAUUUUAGCUCAAAGUUAGCUUAUUAUAAUGUAAAUAUAAACAAAGAAAAUGCAUAAUAAUGAAGCAGAUCUGGCAAAUUAUACAUUAUGCAUAAAUGAAUGUGUUCUAGGCACCCACACCCGCUUAUUUUAGGACUAUGUCAGUCUAUGUACAACAUCAUUGUCUUAUUUCCAAACAUCUCGCAAUACCUCAUGUCCUUAAAGCUAUGAUGUUGCAGCAAAUAGCUAUAAUCAAUCGCUUGACAUUUCAAGAAUAUCUUCCGAGAUACAGCAGAUACAUGGAAGGAAAAAAAAGUUAAAGAUACCAAGAAAUAAAAAAUGUCACGAAUGUCGAAUUGUAAUAUUUUUAAAUGGUAAGCUGGCAUCAAGCGAUGCCGCCCAUCAAAAAGUCUAAUUUCCAAGACCAGAGAGGGUUGAGCAGAUAGUGACGGGUGGGUUGAUGAUGAUCACAAGGUGACCAGGUUCUUAGAACUCUCUCUUUCUUGUUCAUUGGAAACAAGAAUAGCUAUGACACAGAAUGUGGACUGUGUGCUUCCUGUUGUGAACGAUGGACAAGAGUUCAGUUGGCACUCAGGAAAUUCAUGCCUCAGUUCUUUCUUGGUUCUGAACAUUCCUUUUGACCUUUGACAUUAGCGUCGUAGAAAUUCGUGUACUGCUGUUAACCAGAAAUACAUCCGUGGGAAAUAAAUGUUUUGAGCUUUUCGAUGCCAGGUGCAGCGAGCUUGCAAAUAAUAAGAAAUGGGAUGUCGGCCUGUAGUGAUCUAUAACUGCAUUUUAGAAAAUGUCAGGCUAAGUUGACAUAUUUACAAAUUAUUAAUGUCCUUCUAUCUUAAUGUAAGGUUACUUUGAAGAAUUAAAGUAGUACUUAAGUUCAACAUAAUACAUAUGUCGGUACUUAUUGAUAAUGGGCUCUGUUGGGCGUUUCCAAACAAUCCUAUUUUGUUUGUGAAAAUGUUCUUUCUCAGUUCCACUAACAUUUUUAUUACCAGCUGGCAGUCUUCACAUAUACAACAUUUUGGUAUGGUUGCAACGACAGUGCAUAUAAUUACAAUUAUCAGUUUGUUUUGAAGGAAAAUAUAUUAGAGGCAGUGUAUGAUUCAUCUCUAUGCUGUAGUCGUCUAAACACACAUCUGAAGUAAAUUCAAAAUUAUCCCUAAUGAUUGAAAUCAUUUCGCAUCCUCGGUACGAAUCCUGCUGUUGGGGCUUUGGAUGACAAGUAGACCGUUAGCUUGUACUUGCCUGUAGUCGGUGCCAUCAUGCAGGUCCAUGCUAACCCGCUUUUACUUUCAUGCACGAAAACCAAGAAACUUUUUGUAACUGUUUUGAGGUUUUGUUUUCUCUUGUGUACAGAAGCCAGUUAUCAGCCGCCUCAUCAACUUCAUUCCGCUUAGAAAUAUGCAAAUCACAUUUAUCGCUGGCUUGUUUACAUUGCAAAUGUUCAUCUGUGGUUAACAUGACCAUGCUGUACGAGGAACUUGACUUCAUUAUAUGCAAAUUUUCUCCUUUUUUUCUUGUACAUAGCGCUGUAGGCAAACAGAUUCACAGCUGCGCAACGAAAUGUUAACUGAGGACAGACCCCGCCUGUAAUACAAUAUUAGACUUCAUGAGUACAAUGCAGAGAAAGCCAAUAAAAUGUUUCAGUUUUAAAAA